UCCGGUGAUAAAAAAGAUCUUUUCGCUCACAUUAUCACGAUUUGACACACGAGGAGGAAAGAAAGAGGAACAUCGAAGAGGAAGGAAGGAAAUGUGUACGUUGCGCGACAAACAGGAUAAUUGAGUUUUCGAUCGAAAGGAAGGGAAUAUACAUAUACAUACAUACAUAUAUAUAUAUAUAGGCAAGAUUCGAGGAAAGGAUGCGCUGGAGAAGGAGAAGGAAUGAUCGAUGGAACGUCUAGGUUGUCGGGGAAAUUACUUUAACGAGUUCGCCGCCUAAUGCAUUGCGAACGACUUUGCGGCGGUGAAUGCGGCGAGAGGCAUAAAAGCGUCGACCAACCGACCUCUCUCUGUCUUUCUCUCUCUCUCUCUUUCUCCUCCCUUCCCCCUUUCUCUCUAUUUCUCUUCGAUCUUAGGCCAGAGUGCAAACUGACGCCGUACCGCCACCCGUCCACGAAAUAACCCCUCUCUCUCCCCCCCUCCCCCGCCUUCCCUCCCUUCGUCCCACGUCGUUAAUUACAUUCAUUAGCGGGGUUUCUCGCGUCUACAAUCGGGGGUUUGUACGUUGUUACGUUACGUUACGUUACGUUAUACAUUUUCCGCUGAAUAUUUUCAUCGAGUGAAUAAAACAUCGAGCUCGAGCGCGAGUUGUUUGUUGCUGUUUUUUUUUCUCCUCUUCCUUUUCUGAAGGAAAGAGGAAGGAGGUGGAGGCGAAGAGUGGAAAGAGCACGAGUGUAUGUCAUGAAGGUGUUGUAGCAAAGUGAUAGAUAGAAGUGGUGAAGUGCGAGGGAUUGCGAUUGAUCGCGCGAAAUGCCGCCCCGAUCGAGAAAGUGGUGAAGUUAGGGUGGUGAAGGAUGCGUGACACGGCGUGAAACGAUUGCGAAAUGCGUGUGAGAUAGUGUAUAUCGUCAAUAUGUGAAAGAACCUCGCCGAGGAAAAGCGAUGUCUACUUCUCUUCCCGUACUCGUCUGUUUUAUCAUUUCUUUUGGUGGUAUAGCGUCAUGUAUAAGAAAUUUUCGAACCGACUUUCUGGAGGAGUGGCCAACUCCCGGCACAGGGCCCCAUUUCGAUACCUCGAUGCAGUCGAACUUCACCGGGUUGGUGGGGAAAACCGUGCAUCUAGUGUGCAAAGUGAAAAAUCUCGGGAAUCGUACGGUUUCCUGGGUGAGGCAUCGAGACAUACAUCUGUUGACGGUCGGCCGUUACACAUACACAAGCGACCAACGCUUCGAGGCGUUACACCUUCCCCACGCCGAGGAAUGGACGUUGAGGAUACGAUAUCCUCAGAAGAAGGAUUCCGGUAUUUACGAGUGCCAAAUAUCAACGACACCGCCUAUCGGCCAUCCCGUUUAUUUGACUAUAGUCGAACCGAUCACCAUCAUCAUAGGAGCCCCUGACCUGUUCGUGAACAAGGGUAGCACGAUCAACCUAACCUGCGUGGUGAAGUACGCCCCGGAACCACCGCCCAUGAUGAUCUGGAGUCACAACAGCGAGGUAAUUAACUUCGAUUCGCCGCGGGGAGGUAUCAGCCUGGUGACGGAGAAAGGGCCAGAAACGACGAGUCGUUUAAUGAUCCAGAAAGCGGUGAUCACCGACUCUGGGAUAUAUACCUGCGAGCCGAGCAACGCGAAUCCGAACAGAAUUAAGGUGCACGUUGUUGACGAGGAAAGGCCGGCCGCCAUGCAUCACGGAGAUGGAAGUUCGUCGUACGCCGAGACACUGCCAAUGUGUUUUAUAAUUUUAAUAGUAGCCAACGUAAUAUUUGUAUAAGGGAGGGGGGUAUAUAUAUAGAGGAUCGAAGAGAUUAAAGGGAGAAGGGAUUAAGAGAAUUUUUACCCGGAAUUUUCGCGCGGUUUCGUGAAUGAUUCGCACUGCCUCUGUUAUUAACUGAUCCGAUAACAUUCGUUCGGAUAUAAAUAUUUGCGCAGGGUAAAAAAAACCGGAUAAUUACCUACAUUUACAUUCAAUUUCCGUGACCAAAGAGUUUUCGAUAUAUCAGCACGGCACAAUAAUCGAUAAGAGCGUAGUAUUUUGUUAAGAUAUAUCAUCAAGGGCGAAUAACGUACCGACGUUCAAAAAUUUAUUGUAUUAUUUGUAAAUAAAUUUAUUGUAUGUACAUAUCAAUAAAAACGAUUGUCUUUACCUUUU
Messenger RNA from Apis dorsata (giant honeybee), 2148 nucleotides. Its product is annotated as zwei Ig domain protein zig-8-like. Gene Ontology annotation, cellular component: neuron projection membrane. Gene Ontology annotation, biological process: synapse organization. The transcript has 6 exons. The record is from RefSeq and is a predicted model, not a curated record. Bases 943 to 1770 code for a protein of 275 amino acids. Lineage: Eukaryota; Metazoa; Arthropoda; Insecta; Hymenoptera; Apidae.